AAAAAAACAGAAAAGAGAGGCGAGAAACAGAAAUUUAAAUAGUCAGCAGACAUCAGUGAGGAGAGAACAGAACAAGACAAAACAGCAUCAUCUCUAUUAGUUAUUCUAAGGAGAGAGAAACUGAAUCUGUUGAGCAUCAAGGAUGUUUGUUCUCAUCUGGGCAACUCUGCUUUUCAGCAGUGCUGAAGCAGCCUGGGGACGAGAACACUGUGUUGGAAGAUACUGUGUUACUCUCAGUGAGCGAGAACUAACAGCAGAGGCUGGACUCUGUGUUGUGAUCCCGUGUUCUUUCACUACUGCUGAUGAGUUUACACCCAAACAUACAGUUUGGUACAAAUGUGACGCAUCUCAACACAGUUGCAGCGAUGCUGACAUAAUAUUUCACAGCAACAAAAACACAGACAAAAAAGCUCAGUCUGGGUUUGAAGGACGAGUGUCACGUUUGGAGCCUGAUGUGAGUCAGAAAAACUGCAGCAUCAUCAUUAAUGAUCUGAAAGAGUCUGAUUCUGGAUCAUAUCAGCUCAGAGUUACUGGUGUACGGAAUGGACAACAAGAUGGAUUCACAUUCAUUCCUAGAGUAACUGUCUCUGUUAAAGGUCUUAAUCAGAAGCCCACAGUAAUGAUUCCCACACUGACAGAGGGACAGCAGGCCACACUGACCUGCACUGCUCCUGGUCUCUGCUCUGGAUCUGUUCCUGAAAUCACUUGGACAUGGAGAGGAGCAGGAGGGACUGAAUCUUACAUUACAGGAAACAGCACUGAUUUCAAGACUGAGAGUCUGACGGCUUUCACACAAAGACAUGAGUCAACUUUGACCUUUAACCCUUCAUCUGAAAACCACAACACCAAUGUGACCUGUAAAGUACACUUCAUUGGCAAAAUAAUGAAAGAAGAGACUUCAGGUUUGAAUGUGAACUAUAUGAAAAAAGUUCAAAUUACUGGCAUCACAACUGUUAAUGAGGGAGACAAUCUGAAUCUGACCUGCAGUGUUGAAAGUUUCCCUCCAUCUCUGAUUUUAUGGUCUAAACUUGGUUCUGUCACAAACCUGCACAAUGACACUGGAUCAGCCAGACUUGCCAUCCAGAAUGUGACAACAGAAGAUUCUGGACAGUACAUCUGUACAGCAACACAUCUGGACACAACUAUGACUUCUUAUGUCAAUGUGGCUGUAACUUAUAAAAGGAAACCUCAGAUCAUCGGGAAUACAACAGUCAGGGAGGGAGAUGUUCUGAAUUUGACCUGCAGUGUUGAAAGUUUCCCUCCAUCUCUGGUUAUGUGGUCUAAACCUAGAUCUAACCCAAGCCAUCACAAUGGAACCUACACUGACCUGCACAAUGACACUGGAUCAGCUACAGUUGUUAUCCCAAAUGUGACAACAGAACAGUCUGGACAGUACAUCUGUACAGCAACACAUCUGGACACAACUGUGACUUCUUAUGUCAAUGUGACUGUAACUUACACAAGAAAACCUCAGAUCAUUGGAAACCCGACUGUGAAGGAGGGAGCUGUCCUGAAUCUGACCUGCAGUGUUGAAAGUGUCCCUCCAUCCCUGGUUGUGUGGUCUAAACUUGGUUCCAACACAAACCUGCACAAUGACACUGGAUCAGCCAAACUUGAUGUGCUGAAUGUGACAACAGAAGAUUCUGGACAGUACAUCUGUACAGCAACACAUCUGGACACAACUGUUACUUCUUAUGUCGAUGUGACUGUGACUUAUAAAAGGAAACCUCAGAUCAUCGGGAAUACAACAGUCAGGGAGGGAGAUGUUCUGAAUCUGACCUGCAGUGUUGAAAGUUUCCCUCCAUCUCUGGUUAUGUGGUCUAAACCUAGUUCUAACCCAAGCCAUCACAAUGGAACCUACACUGACCUGCACAAUGACACUGGAUCAGCUACAGUUCUCUUCCCAAAUGUGACAACAGAACAGUCUGGACAGUACAUCUGUACAGCAACACAUCUGGACACAACUGAGACUUCUUAUGUCAAUGUGAUUGUGACUUACACAAGAAAACCACAGAUCAUUGGAAACGCAACUGUGAAGGAGGGAGAUGUCCUGAAUCUGACCUGCAGUGUUGAAAGUGUCCCUCCAUCCCUCGUUGUGUGGUCUAAACUUGGUUCCAACACAAACCUGCACAGUGACACUGGAUCAGCCAAACUUGCCAUCCUGAAUGUGACAACAGAAGAUUCUGGACAGUACAUCUGUACAGCUAAAUAUAUGAACAAUACCCUUAAGGAUAAAUUCAACAUAACAGUGAUAUAUAAAAGGAAACCUCAGAUCAUCGGGAAUACAACAAUCAGGGAGGGAGAUGUUCUGAAUCUGACCUGCAGUGUUGAAAGUUUCCCUCCAUCUCUGGUCAUGUGGUCUAAACCUACUUCUAACCCAAGCCAUCACAAUGGAACUUACACUGACCUGCACAAUGACACUGGAUCAGCUACAGUUGUUAUCGCAAAUGUGACAACAGAACAGUCUGGACAGUACAUCUGUACAGCAACACAUCUGGACACAACUGUGACUUCUUAUGUCAAUGUGACUGUAACUUAUACAAGAAAACCUCGGAUCAUUGGAAACACAACUGUGAAGGAGGGAGAUGUCCUGAAUCUGACCUGCAGUGUUGAAAGUGUCCCUCCAUCCCUGGUUAUGUGGUCUAAACUUGGUUCCAAGACAAACCUGCACAAUGACACUGGAUCAGCUGCAUUUGUCAUCUCAAAUGCAACAGCAGAACAUUCUGGACAGUACAUCUGUACAACUAACUAUAUGGACUAUGCCCUGAAGGACAAAGUCAAUGUAACAGUGAUUUAUAAAAGGAAACCUCUGAUCAUCGGGAAUACAACAGUCAAGGAGGGAGAUAUUCUGAAUUUGACCUGCAGUGUUGAAAGUUUCCCUCCAUCACUUAUUAUGUGGAAAAAACUUAAUUCCACCACAAAUCUUCAGAAUGGAACUUACACUGUCCUGACCAGUGACACUGGAUCAGCUACACUUGUCAUCCAGAAUGUGACAACAGAAGAUUCUGGACAGUACAUCUGUACAGCAACACAUCUGGACACAACUAUGACUUCUUACAUCAAUGUGGCUGUAACUUAUACAAGAAAACCUCAGAUCACUGGGAACAAAACUAUCAAGGAGGGAGACGAUCUGACUCUGACCUGCAGUGUUGAAAGUUUCCCUCCAUCUCUCAUUAAAUGGUCUAAAUUGACUUCUGUCACAAACCUGCACAACGACACUGGAUCAGCUUCGCUUGUCAUCCCUAAUGCAACAGCAGAAGAUUCUGGACAGUACAUCUGUACAGCUAAAUAUAUGAGUAACACUCUAAAGGAGAAAGUCAAUCUAACAGUGAUAUAUAAAAGAAAACCUCAGAUUAUCGGGACUACAACUGUUAAGAAGGGAAAUGCUCUGAAUUUGACCUGCAGUGCUGAAAGUUUCCCUCCAGCUCUUAUCAUGUGGAAAAAAAGUAGCUCCAACACAAACCUUCUGAGUGGAAAUUACACUGACCUGCACAAUGGCACUGGAUCAUCUACACUUGUCAUUCAUAAUCUGACAGCAGAAUAUUCUGGACAAUAUGUCUGCACAGCUAAAUAUCUGGACACAGCCAUUACUAUACAUGCCAGUGUGACUGUGACUUGGUUUUCAGAGACCCAGGAUGGCUCUGGAUGUGUGCUUCAGUCAGAGGUUUUGACCUGUGUGUGUAUCAGUGAAGGGUUUCCUUUACCUACCAUCAAAUGGCCGCUCCUAAAGAACCACACUGAGUACUCUGUCAUUACUACGGUCUCUAAACACACAGUCAACAGCACUGUCAGUGUGACUGUAAACAAACAUAGCAGCAGCACUGUUGAAUGUGUGAGUAACAAUGGAAAUGGAGAGAAUAGAGAAAACCUACUGAUCCACCAAAUCUUGCCUGAAAAAUAUGAGCAAUCGUCUAAUUUAAGGGUGGGAUGCUUGAAAGUCAUCAUUGGCAUUUUGGCUGCAGUACUUCUUUCAGCAAUCGUUUGCUGUUUUACCAAAAAUUGGUACAGAAAAAAUCAGAAGACCUCAAGAAAUUCAGAUGAGACUUUGGAGAUGGAGAAACAGCAAGAUGAUAAACUGCAGCAGUGCCAGGAAAGCAGCAAAGAGGCAAGAGAGGACGAAGAUGGAGUAUGCUGAAAUCAAAAAAGUAAAAGCAGAACAGGUCCAAGAUGCUCGAGAAGGAAAGUGAAAUGUUGGAGGCCAAAGAGGAGAAGGAGAUGGAGCUGGAGAUGAAACAUUGUCAACCAGAAAAAGAGGAAGGAGAAGAUGAAGCUGUGUACUCCACUGUGAAUGAUCCCAGUUAUUCUACUGUCACUGUGUCUUUUUUCUUUUAAUAACCCAAAUAAAGUUCUCUGCAGUUAGUUAGACACUUCAUUAAGACACUGAAGUGUAUAUGUAAGAUCCCAAGAACCACCUCAAUGAUCUGUGCCCUAAGAUAUCAUGCGGGUUUCUUUUACAUGUUUCAUUUGACAAGAAUAAAUCUAUACUUAAAAUGUCCAUCUAGUCACAAAAAAUAACUUUCUAGGGUUAAUAUGAUUCCUUUUUAAAAAUGUUAUUUAAGACUUAGCCUACAUUAAACAUCUAGAUUUUUUUUAAUAUUACAAAAUCUUGACAUAUAUGUUGGUGACAAUACAGUGUCCAGACAAAGACCAUAUACUUAAGAUUAUAAGUGUCUUUAUCCAAAAAUAAAUAAAUAAAUUAAUUAAAAACAUUCUAGAAAAGUGUGACCUAUACUUUUGGUGGUUUGGGUUGAUUUUUAAUGGUCUCUGCUCAUUUUCAUUUAUUAUUCUUUCUUUGUUUUGCUAACAAAAGAGGACUUUUUUGCUUUCUUUGGCCAUUCAUUGUGCUCACCAGAAGGGGGCAGAGUAAACCCAUUACCACUGUGAAAUUAUAAGUCAAGUAGAUGGUGUGGUCUGUUAUCACUGGUGCUGCCUGGCUGCAGAUUUUGUAUUUUGCCUGGUCUUGUAUAAUGCAUUAAUAAAAGUGAGCAUUUUAUACAUCUCUAA
Oreochromis niloticus (Nile tilapia) is the source of this 5004-nucleotide messenger RNA. Its product is annotated as hemicentin-1. The transcript has 18 exons. The coding region runs from base 143 to 4135 and encodes 1330 amino acids. Gene Ontology annotation, cellular component: plasma membrane. The record is from RefSeq and is a predicted model, not a curated record. Gene Ontology annotation, molecular function: sialic acid binding. NCBI's taxonomy places the organism in Eukaryota, Metazoa, Chordata, Actinopteri, Cichliformes, Cichlidae. Gene Ontology annotation, biological process: cell adhesion.